This is a messenger RNA of Siniperca chuatsi (mandarin fish), 1510 nucleotides long. It is a transcript of the gene dap3, whose product is annotated as death associated protein 3. Gene Ontology annotation, molecular function: structural constituent of ribosome. The coding region runs from base 173 to 1360 and encodes 395 amino acids. Lineage: Eukaryota; Metazoa; Chordata; Actinopteri; Centrarchiformes; Sinipercidae. Gene Ontology annotation, cellular component: mitochondrial ribosome; mitochondrial small ribosomal subunit. The record is from RefSeq and is a predicted model, not a curated record. Gene Ontology annotation, biological process: apoptotic process. The transcript has 13 exons.
ACUUCCUGCUCUCUUCUGCAUGAUGGCGGUGUCCAUGACAGAUCUGGCACAUUGACUUCGCCUGGACGUGUGCAGUUUACCCUCUCAUUAAAUUAUUCCGGGGACAUUUGUCAGUUGACGAACUUAAACGAAAUCCUCGCUACUGAAUAUUUAAUGAAGUGAGUCGCAGAUCAUGGCGCUCCACAGAUUGUCUUUCAGACUACGGCACACGGUAACACAUGUAAGGUCCCUUCAUACUAGUGGAUGUGGGCAGCAGCAGGAGGCUGUGGCUGUAGCGUCAGAACCUGAGCCUUUCUCCGUUUUCAGAACACCGGAGAAUGAUCCAGCAUGUCAGUCAGAGAAACUUAUCGGACAGUAUUACACACUGCCCUCUGCACACAUCCGCACUCUGUUCCCUCACGGCCUCCCUUGGCGCUAUCAACAACAGGUGAAGACCUUUAAUGAAGCUUGUGUGAUGGUGAGGCAGCCAGCUCUAGAGGUCAUCUCUUGCCUGAAGAAAACAGACAACAGCAAACCUGCUGUGCGAUAUUUAUUCUAUGGGUUGAAGGGCAGUGGGAAGACAAUGUCUCUCUGUCACACGGUCCAUUUCUGCUAUACACAGGGAUGGCUGGUGCUGCAUAUCCCUGAUGCUCACCUCUGGGUGAAGAACUGUAAGGAGCUGCUGCCCUCAUCCUAUAACACCUCUCGCUUUGAUCAGCCAUUACAAGCCACCGAGUGGUUACGCAACUUCAGAAUCACCAAUGAGCACUUCCUUUCAAAGAUAAAGACAAAGCAGCGUUAUGUGUGGACAAAGAGAGAGUUCACUGAGGAGGGAAGUCCACUAGGAGAGCUCGUGGAUCAGGGUAUAUCUCGUGUGAAGAGCAGCAGUGAUGUGGUGGGGGCGGUGAUGAAGGAGCUGAGGCUGCAAAGCGGGCAGCCAGAGUCAGACUUCCGCAUGGCCGUGGCUGUGGAUGGUGUCAACGCCCUGUGGGGAAGAUCCACCAUCAAGAAGGAGGAUAAGAGUGCUGUGGAUCCAGAGGAGCUCUCUUUGGUUUAUAACCUGAGGAAGCUGAUGAAGAACGACUGGACUGGAGGCGCCAUCAUCACCACUCUGUCUCAGACGGGGUCUCUCUACACUUCAAAAUCUGCCUACUUGCCUCAAGAGCUGCUAGGAGAGAGUGGGUUUGACUGCAUGGACCCGUUCGUCCCGGUGUCAGUGCCCAACUACAGCGAGAAGGAGUUUGAGAGCUGUUACCUCUACUAUAUGGACCGCCACUGGCUGCAGCAUCCACAGAGUAAAACAGAAGAAGGAAAGAAAGAACUCAUCUUUUUGAGCAACAGAAAUCCAUCAAUGUUGGACAGAAUUUGUGCCUUCCUAUGAAGUUACAUAAAGACUUAAAUCACACACAUACACACAUAAAUAUCACACACAAAAACUACAUAAACGUACAAAUGUCCAUGUCUAUAAUAUGUGUCCCUCUGUAAAUUAUGUUGCAUGUGUGUUACUUUGAAAAUAAAAUGUUGAAUACAA